This is a messenger RNA of Aedes aegypti (yellow fever mosquito), 1645 nucleotides long. RefSeq names its product carboxypeptidase B. Gene Ontology annotation, biological process: proteolysis. Gene Ontology annotation, molecular function: metallocarboxypeptidase activity; zinc ion binding. NCBI's taxonomy places the organism in Eukaryota, Metazoa, Arthropoda, Insecta, Diptera, Culicidae. The coding region runs from base 232 to 1605 and encodes 457 amino acids. The record is from RefSeq and is a predicted model, not a curated record. The transcript is spliced from 4 exons.
AACGGGACUAUUGAACUCGGGAGGAUCCCAAGACGCAUCCAAUCCGAAGAAGAACAUCGGUCCCAGACACCGUCCACUGUUUUCUAUAUAAGGUUCCCCGUUGGUCAUGGUCAAACCAGUCGCGGUCGUGAUUUCGAACUCGGAGAUCGGGGGUCCCUGUGGCAGUCGUGUUUGGUGCUAGUGUUGAAUUAUGAACUGAGGUGACAACAGUAGAAUCAAAUCAGCAGAAGAAUGAAGAUCGUGGACCUGUUUGCGUUGGGUCUGGUGGCGGUCAUAACGGUUCUACUCGAUCGCGUUGACCCAGUUUGUGCGUUGUCCACCGUGGGACGGAACGCCGAUGCGUUGGUAGUGGAUCCUGCGGCUCCGAGCGAAGCCAUUCCGGAGGAUGUGUCCAAACAGGAGCAAAUCGUUCCGGUCAAGUACGACGGUGCCCAGCUGUGGCGGAUCGAUUACGACGAUCAAAAGAAGAAGAAUGCGGUGGCUGAUUUGCAGAACAAAUACGAUGCAUCCAUGUGGAACUACAACAUCACCUACGUGGACGUGUUCGUCAAGGGGCCGAAACUGUCCGACGCCCGGAAGUUGCUCGCCAAGGCCCGGAUUCCGUUCGAGGUGAUUAUCGACGACGUCCAGAAAGCGAUCGACAACGAAAAUCCCCCCAAGGAAGCGGUGGAUCUGUGGGAGAAUCGCGACGGGCACCACAUGACCUGGACGGCGUACCACCGGUUGGCGGACAUCCACGAAUGGAUGGACUACCUGGCCAAGUCCUAUCCGGACGUUUGCAGCACCCAAAUCAUCGGAAAGUCCUUCCAAGGCCGGAACCUCAAGGUCCUCCGGAUCUCCAAUGGGAAUCCUUCGAAUUCGGCCGUCUGGAUCGACGGAGGAAUCCACGCUCGCGAGUGGAUCAGCCCGGCCACGGUGACCUACAUCGUGAACAAUCUGGCGGAGGGAUGGGACGAUCAGCCGGAGUACAUAAGGAACAUCGAUUGGUACGUGCUUCCGGUGCAGAACCCGGACGGAUACGAAUACACGCACCAGGGAGACCGUCUGUGGCGUAAGAAUCGACGCGGAUCGCUGUACGGACCGUGCGCUGGGGUGGAUUUGAACCGUAACUACGGUUAUAAAUGGGGCGGACAGGGGUCUUCGAAGCAGCCGUGUUCGGAGAUAUACGCUGGAAGUGGGCCGUUCUCCGAACCGGAAACGAAGGCAGUGAGUAAUUUCAUGCAAAACUCGGCGGCCAACUGGAAGGGAUUCCUGACGUUCCACAGCUACGGACAGUACAUUCUGUACCCGUGGGGUUACGACCGGCUGGUGCCCCCAGAUCAUCAGGAUCUGAAGGCAGUUGGGGACGAAGCUGCCAAGAAAAUGCUUGAAACGGGAGGAGCCUCCUACACCGUAGGACCGUCCGGCAAUACCCUGUAUCCGGCUGCCGGAGGUGCGGACGAUUGGGCCCGCGGAGAACUGAAAAUCAAAUACUCUUAUACGGUGGAACUGCGAGAUAGUGGCCGCAAUGGAUUUGUUCUUCCGGCAAGCCAGAUUCAACCCACCGGAGAUGAGGCUUUCAUUUUCGUUGAUUCCGUAGCUCGAGCCAUUUCCAAGUUGAAGUAAGUCAGAAUUUGUAAAAUGAAAUACAUAUUUUUGAUUGUAA